CCCUGUCGGCAUGUUGCAGAAAGCAUUGCUAUAAUAUCAAUGACUGCUUACUUUCACUUUUCAGUCGAAGUCGAAGCUAAAACAUAUUCGAAUUCAGUAAAAUGUUUUGAGUAAUUGGCAGCUAUUUUAACAAAGUGUUUACAAUGAAUAUUCCACCCAUUCAACAACCAGGAGCUAUUGGGGUAGGGCAAAUGACCCAGUCCGUAAAUCCUCAGAUUCCUCAAAAUCCACAACAAGCACAGCCACAACAGGUCCAACAACAACAGCAACAACAGCAGCAACAGCAACAGACACAAGAGAAACUUGACAAUAUUUCUAAAGUAAAAUCUUUAAUCGGACCACUAAGAGAUUCAUUAUCUAUAGCUCUGAAAACUGCAGCUCAUACACUGCAUCAAAAUAGUUUAGUAGAUGUUGGUUCCCUUAAAGGAGUCGACCAACCUGACCACCGUUUUAAUAAGAACAUGGAAGAAUUUUAUUCCAUCUGCGAUCAAAUAGAAUUACAUUUAAAAACUUCUAUAGAAUGUUUAUCACAGAAUUCUAGUUCUCAACGCUAUUUACCAGUAUCUGUGAUACCGACACGUACUGAUACCGUUGGAGGACAAGAAGGACCAGCUUUAACAUAUCCUCAAUUCUUAAUGACUGUAAGAGCACAAGUUUCAUAUGCUCGUGAGAUACAUGACACUCUAAUAUCUGCAGCACAUACGAUAGCAUCUGGUGAAUAAUUAAUUUUUUCCUAUGUAUAUAAUUUAUCUUAAGAAAAAAAGUGUAAUAGAAAUAAUGAAUAAUGUCUGAUGUAUAAAAAGAAUGUUUUGUAUAAUAUAAAUUCAAUUCAGUAUAUAAUGUAAUUAUAAUAUUUUUUUACAAUAGGUAGUCAAAAUUAUUUUCUAUUUAUUGUAACAUUACAUUAAAAGGAAGAAACACGUUUGCAUCUAACUUUACAAGAAUCUCCUUUUUAUUGUUAUCAUCAUAAAUAAAAUCUGGUAUGCAAGUUGUUAA
Megalopta genalis is the source of this 996-nucleotide messenger RNA. NCBI's taxonomy places the organism in Eukaryota, Metazoa, Arthropoda, Insecta, Hymenoptera, Halictidae. The record is from RefSeq and is a predicted model, not a curated record.